AUGAAUAAACAUUUAAGGCCAACAUCGAAUAAUCAUCUAGUUGAUUUUGCUCCAAAGUAUUUAACUGUAGAAAUAAAAUUAACAAAAGAACGUAAAUCAAUGAAUAAUUUUAAAAUAGGUGAUCAAGAACUUGUUGAUAUUAAUAAUCAUAAUCAAUGUAUAUAUGAACUUGUCUAUUCAUUUAUUCAUGCAAGUUCUAAUAGAUUAUAUGAUUAUUUAAAAAUUUCAGUAGAAAAUAUUUCUGAAUAA
Messenger RNA from Rotaria sordida, 249 nucleotides. The record is from the annotation of a GenBank genome assembly. NCBI's taxonomy places the organism in Eukaryota, Metazoa, Rotifera, Eurotatoria, Philodinida, Philodinidae.